Molecule: messenger RNA, 2599 nt
Organism: Hippocampus zosterae (dwarf seahorse)
Lineage: Eukaryota; Metazoa; Chordata; Actinopteri; Syngnathiformes; Syngnathidae
Gene: rgs5a
Product: regulator of G protein signaling 5a
Exons: 5
Coding region: 117-668 (183 amino acids)
Source: RefSeq, a predicted model, not a curated record
CCCGCCGUCUUUCAAGCCACGGUCAGAAGGCGAGAGCAACUCGAAGGCUCACUUUGGACAAAAAAAUAAAUAAAUUCCAUAACAUUUUGGAGCACACUGCCUGAAGGUUCUGCAGAAUGUGUAAAGGAUUAGCUGCCCUGCCCCAAACCUGCCUCGAAAGGGCUAAAGAGAUCAAGUCCAAAUUAGGAGUCUUGCUUCAAAAGCCAGAAAAUGCAAUCGACCUCAUCAUUCCCUAUCCGGAGAAAACGGAGAAGAAGCCGGAGAAGCAGCAGAAACCGUCGUGCGAGGAAGCGUCGCAGUGGCGUGAGAGUCUGGACCGAGUCCUGAACAACAACUAUGGUCUCGCUACUUUCCGUAGCUUCCUGCAGUCCGAGUUCAGUGACGAGAAUAUUGAGUUCUGGAUGGCCUGUGAGGAUUUCAAGAAGACCAAGAACCCGGCCAAGAUGGCGGCCAAGGCCAAAAUAAUCUACGAAGACUACAUUCAGUCCGAGGGACCGAAAGAGGUCAACAUUGACCAUUUCACCAAGGAUGUGACCCUGAGGAAUUUGGUGCAUCUUACUCCCGAAAGCUUUGACCUGGCCCAAAAGCGCAUCUACGCCCUGAUGGAAAAAGACUCCUUCGGUCGCUUCCUGCGGUCCGAGCAGUACCAGGAGCUCUUGGUCAACUAAAUCCGAGCCGGAGAGCGAGCAGCUGGGUGGGGAAGUGCUGGAUGGAUUUGGCUCCAAUAUGAUUCCUUCAAAAUUAAAAAUGAACAUUUUGAAUUAUUACGUUGAAUCGGUGUCAAGAGAAAAAUAUAUAUUUCUUUUUUUGAACAAAAUGCGAGCGAAAAGUGGAAUGAACAAUUCUCGGGUCAAAGAAAAUCCACGACGUCGCGCACCCACUUCUCCACCCGACGCGCACUUUUGCAAUCCUGUUGAAAAAGUCAGCUGCUCAAACUAAAUGGGACCAUCAAAUUUCCCUCCGCAUCGCAUCCCUUGCGAUACAGAAGCAACAAAAUCAAUAACUAACAAUCAAUUGUCAUCAUGAAGAGAGGGCGUCAUUAGAAGGUCAUUUGUUCAGACCUGAUUGAGUUUUCGAAGGCGGAGCCAAACUGCCCGCGAAUGACGCAAAACUGCAUUUCGACAUUCCUUCAAAAACAUCUUUGAAGAAUUGUCAAAUCGAAGGAUUUGACAAUUCUUCAUUUUGCGCCGGAAAAAUGGCAAGCUAGCGAUACACGCUACGCUAGUCUGUCUGUUCCAGCUUGACUGCGCCUCAGCGCACACAACAAAGUCCUUCCGAAACCCCCACCAAAAAUGUAAAUUUCCCCAGUGUGGGACAAAUAAAGGAUAUCUUAUCUUAUCUUAUCUUAAACACUUUUGGACUGGAGGAUGUUGGACUAGAGACGCCUCGUGUCUCUAGUCAAUGAGCGCUCGCAGAAUGAUGCUCUCUUGGAGCAAAAGCGGGGUCCUUUUCCUUACUGUAAAAAAAAAAAUGUAGUUUGAACUCCAAAUGUCAAGCUGGAAAGUGAAAUAAAUCUUUUCAGUACUACACGCAUACAAAAAAGAGUUUGAAGGACUCUGUAUUGUCACCCCAACAACUCAGCAAAUUGUUUUGAAGCAAAAAAAAAAAAGUUUUCCGAGUGUACCUGUUCCAGCACACCUGAUUGAAAUGAUUAUCUCUUCACCCCCUUAACCCCCCCCAAAAAAGCCCUUAAAACUAAAUCAGCUAAUGGCAAAUGAUUGACAUGUUCCUAAAAUGAAACGUGCAUCGGCCCUCCUGCAAAUUACAACGCGCUGAGUGAUUAUCACCGUACCCUCUUUUGUCGUUCCUCACACGCUCGCGCUCACGCAUUUCUUUCGAAUGUCCACCGCGCUCCUCUUUUGGCUCCUGCGAGAGCCGCCGCCCUUGCGGAAAGUGCUGGCAAGUUGGCUCAGUGGUCGAGCUCCUCAGCUCCCACGAAACUGCAAGUCGCUCGGAUGGGAAAUCACGUGGGAGGGAAACUUGGAAUCAGGCAACUGCGCGGCCAUUUGCUUUUUAUGAAAUGUACACCCAGACAUCAGCAAGCUAGCUGGAGCGACGUUUUUAUCCCACGUGCUCUCACUUCCAAUGUUGUAUUCGCCGUACCCGCAAACACGAACCAGGGACGAGAUUUCCGAUUGCUCCCAAUGCUAGUUGAUCUCUUUCUUCGAUUGAUUCGUUGAUUGGUAUAUAUUGGAGCGGAAAGUCAACAGUGAUGGAAACAAUGCUAUGGCUAAUAUUUGUCUUCAAUUAGAUUAGAGUUCACAUACUGCAAUUAUAUACAUGUUUACGACAUACAUCUGUUUACGAUAUAUCUAUAUAUAUGUGUAUUACAAAAAGCAUGUAUUCUGUAAUCAACGCAUUUAUUGUUGUUUCCAUAUUCACCAUUUGUGAAGUGCUUUUUGUUUUAGAGCAUCGGCGUGAUGUGGAGGCGAGCCGUGGCACCGAUUAGCCAGUCUGAUGCCACAAAAGGAGGCGCCGGUCCGUCGGCAUCGGCAGAUCAGAAACAAAAAAAAAAACGACUUUGAGAAUGAUGAAGAUGUCCCCUGCAAUGUAUGUUUUGGGAGUUGAGCACAUAAAUAUAUCAUAUCUGCGUACUACA